Molecule: messenger RNA, 189 nt
Organism: Plasmodium inui San Antonio 1
Lineage: Eukaryota; Apicomplexa; Aconoidasida; Haemosporida; Plasmodiidae
Exons: 1
Coding region: 1-189 (62 amino acids)
Source: RefSeq, a predicted model, not a curated record
AUGUGGAACACCUCAAAACAACUCACUGCAACCGAAAAGAUACUAAAAAACCGUCCUAAGCAGUUAUAUAACAAGAAGGAAGGCUCCAUGGACAAAAUCACCAAGCCCCUCCCUCAAACUGAACUCUCUCAAAUGAAAGAACUCAACAACAGCCGAAAUUACUCCAGUAAAGUCCUCAAAGUCGCAUAA